Dryobates pubescens (Downy woodpecker) is the source of this 694-nucleotide messenger RNA. RefSeq names its product cysteine rich protein 1 (gene CRIP1). Gene Ontology annotation, biological process: regulation of gene expression; intrinsic apoptotic signaling pathway in response to DNA damage. The record is from RefSeq and is a predicted model, not a curated record. NCBI's taxonomy places the organism in Eukaryota, Metazoa, Chordata, Aves, Piciformes, Picidae. The transcript is spliced from 5 exons. Gene Ontology annotation, molecular function: zinc ion binding. Bases 85 to 318 code for a protein of 77 amino acids.
GCCGGGCAGUGACUCCAGCGGGGCCGGAGCGCAGCAUCCCAGAGCUGGUGAGAGAGGUGCCCCGAGCCCAGCCGAGCCGACACCAUGCCCAAGUGCCCCCGCUGCCAGAAGGAGGUCUACUUCGCCGAGAAGGUGACUUCUCUGGGGAAGGACUGGCACCGGCCCUGCUUGAGAUGUGAGAAGUGUAACAAGACGCUGACAUCUGGAGGCCAUGCAGAGCACGACGGCAAGCCCUACUGCAACCACCCCUGCUAUGCCGCCUUGUUCGGGCCCAAAGGGUUCGGCCGGGGAGGAGCUGAGAGCCACACAUUCAAGUAAACCUCAGGUCUGCCAGGGUUGCCAGCACCGCCCGAAGCCAGCACAAACGCACCGCGACAGACAAAGCAUUUCAGAUUUAAUUCACUCUAGACUAGACUAGCACGUUAAAAGCAAUACGUAACCACGGCUGGGGCUGGAGCGCCGAGGGGCUGGGCUCCAGACGGAGCGCUGCCGGACCGGGGGCGCUGCCGGUCGGGGGAGCUUGGGACGUCUGCUGGAGAGGAAAUCUGCCUGAUACCGCCAAAAGCUGCCUGGAGAGGAGACCACACCCUCCCAGCCACAACCCAGCCCUGCUUCUGGCAUCCAGCGCUCCUGCCGGGGCCCACGGUUGUAUUCUCAGUCUUUAAUAAACCCAGACCAAAAGAUGCUUCCCCCC